AUGUUGUUUAUUAUAACGGUGCUUAUCGUGUUUUUUAUCAGUAAUGCAAAUACUUUAAAAAACUGUGAUGACUGUAUUACUAUAGAUCACUGUAGGCCCGCAUUGGAGCGGGUUCUUGUGGACAAAAGUCCGGAAACAGAGAGACUAGUGAGAAACGCUUAUUGUGGAUACGAUAAAUUACCAAAGAUUUGCUGCUCAGAGUUUGUGUUAACGCCAUCUAAAUAUAAUGAUAGUGAUGAUAUCGAAAAUCAUCCCAAUGUCAAACUUCUUUCGGAAGAUUGCGGUGAAAUUGACGGAAAUCGUAUUGUGGGUGGAAGUGCAGCCUCUUUGUACGAGUUUCCUUGGAUUGUUCUUAUCUCUUACAAAUAUGGACAGUCGCUGAAGUUCGAGUGUGCAGGUACCUUGAUAAAUUCAAAAUAUGUAUUAACGGCAGCACACUGUGUCCAGAACAGGACCAUCGCCGGUGUCAGAGUUGGAGAAUACGAUAUCAGUUCACGUGUUGACUGUGUGGGAGAAGGAGAAACCCGCGUUUGUGAGACUAGACAUCAGGAUAGAUAUGUUGCAGAAAUCAUCACUCAUAAUGAAUAUAAAGCCGCUCCGAAGGUGAUGAACGAUAUCGCUCUACUUCGCCUGAGCCGACCCGUUAACUUAACUUAUAAAAAUUCAGGAACAAUAUGUCUGCCAGUUAUGAAAAGCUUGCGUGAAAUGAAUUUAGAUGGUGAGAGAGCUACGGUUGCGGGUUGGGGUUUUACUGAGAACUAUCAAAGAUCCAAUGUUCUACUUAAAGUCGAAUUACCCGUAUACUCUCCCAAAACAUGUAAAGCUUAUUAUAACAGGAAUCAAAGGUCUGAUAACACUGACGGGUUGAAACAUAAACUAUGUGCCGGUGAGAUCGGUCGAGAUUCAUGCCGAGGCGACUCCGGCGGUCCCCUUAUGCUUGAAGGUCAUUACAAUGAGUCGGACAGAUAUAUCCAAUUUGGUAUCGUUUCUUACGGUCCGUCACAGUGUGGUUCUAACACCCCUGGAAUAUACACAGAUGUCAGAAUGUUUAUGAAAUGGAUUUUAGAUACUAUCAAACCCUAG
Messenger RNA from Parnassius apollo (apollo), 1083 nucleotides. NCBI's taxonomy places the organism in Eukaryota, Metazoa, Arthropoda, Insecta, Lepidoptera, Papilionidae. The record is from the annotation of a GenBank genome assembly.